UGAUACCUCUCAGGACCCUCAUGUUGUGCCUGCUCAGAGUGCCAGCUUCCCGGAUACCUCUGCUCCUCCGGCUCAGCAGCUCAGCGGCGUUUACGGCUCCUUUUCUCCGGUACGGCGCCAUCAGCAGGGGGCACUGGUUAUGUUCUACUACAGGACUGUUUGUUGUAGCAUGACAGAAGAAAACCAUCCGAGCUAACCUCCAAGAGCACAGACAGUCAGAAGAAAAUGCAUACACUUCGGAGCCUCACUGUUGCCAAAUUGGCUAAAGUUUCCAGCAGAUUGUUUUCAAGACAAAAGAGCUCAGGAGGAAGACCUUCAGCCCCACUGGGUUCACGGAUUCUGACAAGUCCUGAUGACAUAUUUAAGCACAACAUGUGGGAUCAUGUGCAAUGGACAGAAGAGGAUAAAGAAAACGCACGGCAGAAGGCAAAAGAAAAUUCCUGUACACAAAUUCCUUUAGAGGAACAAGGAACAUUUGAUACCGAGGCUUGCCAAUACUGGGACAAGUUUUACACGAUGCACCAGGAUAAGUUCUUUAAAGAUCGCAAGUGGCUGUUUUCAGAGUUCCCAGAACUGCUUCCUUCAGGGGAUCAUCCAGAGUUAUACCCACAACCUGCUGGAGCCAGCACAGACACAGAGACCAGACACCGGCAACACAACGGGCCCAAAAACCAUGACAGAAAUACAGACGUCCCCAAUCAUCAAACAGACUCCUGUCAAGAAGCAGCACUAGAAAAAAAAACAGCUGCCAUACAGUCUAACACAUUUCCUGGCCAGCACGCAUCACACAGGAUCUUGGAGGUUGGAUGUGGGGUGGGCAACAGUGUGUUUCCCAUCAUUAAUUCCAUAAAAGGGAAAGACAUAUUUGUAUACUGUUGUGACUUCUCCAAAUCUGCCAUUCAGCUGGUCAAGGACCAUCCAGACUAUGAUGACUCUGUGUGUCAUGCUUUUGUCCAUGACAUUUGUGAGGAGACCGCCUCCUCCCCCUUCCCUCCUCAGAGCCUGGAUAUUAUUCUCGCAGUCUUUGUCUUCUCCUCGAUUCAUCCAGAGAGAUUGCAUGGAAUUGUGAACCAUCUAUCUACAUACCUGAAACAUGGAGGGAUAUUUCUCUUCCGUGAUUAUGGGAGAUACGACUUCUCACAACUCAGGUUUAAGAAGGGACGGUGCUUAUCAGAGAAUUUCUACACACGUGGAGAUGGAACCUGUGUCUACUUUUUCACUAAAGAAGAAGUUCAUGAACUAUUUUCCAAUGCUGGAUUGGAAGAAAUUCAGAACCUGGAGGACAGACGACUUCAAGUGAACAGAGGAAAGAAAGUAGCAAUGCACCGGGUUUGGAUGCAGAGCAAGUACAGGAAAUUAUAUCCACCUCCACCAUCUUGACACCCAACCCAGCACAGCAAUGUUUGGAGCUAAAGACCUUUUUUUAUACUUUGCAUUCAUUCCACCCGUAGCAAACAGUUUUACCCAAAUGAGUAUAUGUACUAUAACGAAACAGUUUGCAAUAAACAUACAAAACAAAGAACAAA
Gymnodraco acuticeps is the source of this 1526-nucleotide messenger RNA. It is a transcript of the gene mettl8, whose product is annotated as methyltransferase like 8. The record is from RefSeq and is a predicted model, not a curated record. The transcript is spliced from 10 exons. Gene Ontology annotation, molecular function: tRNA (cytidine-N3)-methyltransferase activity. NCBI's taxonomy places the organism in Eukaryota, Metazoa, Chordata, Actinopteri, Perciformes, Bathydraconidae. Bases 226 to 1380 code for a protein of 384 amino acids.